GCGUGAAAAACGAGCGCACCUCUCAGUUAUAGGAACAGGAAGUUGGAAGCAGGAAAAAUCUCUUGUCUUAUGAAGAAAAUUUAAGAUUUUGUAUUUAAAAAUGAGCAGAAUUUAUCACAACGAGUCUUUGCAGAACAAACCUGUCCACAAUGAGAAGUUUGACCGUGUUUGGUCCCCCUCUUCUUAUGAAAGUGGUCCUGGGCUGCUUCUAGAAGGAAAGCUGCUGGAUGUUUCCAGACAUUCAAUUAGUGACGUCAAAGGUCAAAAGGUUCGGCUCUACGUGCUGUACAUCAAACCCAGUCGCAUCCAUCAGAGGAAGUUCGAUGCCGGUGGGAAGGAAGUCGAGCCGAACUUUAGCGACACUAAAAAGGUCAACACUGGUUUCCUCAUGUCUUCCUACAAGGUGGAAGCUAAAGGGGAGUCGGAUCGUCUGACUGAAGAGCAGCUUUCAGCUGUGAUUAACAAACCUGAGCUGGUUAAGAUCACCGACAAACACCGACCGUCCGGGACCUGGGCCUUCUGGUACCCCGAGUCAGAGAUGGACAAAACGGAGCUGGAAACAGGACAGGAAGUACGGCUGAAGACCAGAGGAAAUGGGCCUUUCAUAUUUUCUUUAGCCAAAGUGGACGGCGGAUCGGUGACAAAGUGCAACUUUGCUGGUGAUGAAAAGGCCGGAGCCUCGUGGACGGACAAAAUAAUGUCCAACAAGGCGGAAGCUGCCGGAUCCCAGAGGGCUGGAGGAGGAGGAGGAGGAGGGGAGGGAGCGGAGGAGGAUGAAUGGGAUGAUUGAGGAAACCACCUCUUCUCAUCAGCCUCACCUCUUGACUCCGAUCCAGCCCUGCAGUGCUGAACGUCAAACAGUCCUAAACUUCUGGCCCCCCGGGGCUGAAAACCUGACGUCACGUUCACCAUGUGGGACGCGGCGGACUUUAUCCCCGUCAGCGAUGUGUGUUUUAGAUUUCUCCUGGUGUAUUCCUUGGAUUUAAUCCCCUUGUUUAUUAAACCAGAGCUCCAAACGCUGCCAUUAAUUACCAUUACAAAUUAGAAGACAUGAACAGCUGUUUCCUGUUAAAAAGCUGUUUCCUUCAGCUCUCCAAAAAAACUAAAUAGUUCAUUAUCAUCUGUCCAUGACUAAAUGAGUUUUACAUAAUAAUCGCCUGCUGCUUUUGUUUACUUAAUCAUUGAAUUUUAAUAAAAAAAAUGAUGAAAAUGAACGUUUUUCUACUGACUUUCAGCUGUUUCAAAAGUUUAACCACAUUUUUCCUGAAAUAUUAAAACAACCUGGGGGAUGUUUUGAGGAAUAACUUCAUUAGUGUCGAUUUUUAAGCUUUGUUUCAUAUAUUUCUGCAUUUUUUUCCCAUUACCAGCACUAAGAAAAGAAGGUUUAUUUAAAUAAAACUGAAGUCCAAAUCUC
Messenger RNA from Austrofundulus limnaeus, 1414 nucleotides. RefSeq names its product actin related protein 2/3 complex inhibitor (gene arpin). Bases 101 to 790 code for a protein of 229 amino acids. The record is from RefSeq and is a predicted model, not a curated record. The transcript has 6 exons. NCBI's taxonomy places the organism in Eukaryota, Metazoa, Chordata, Actinopteri, Cyprinodontiformes, Rivulidae. Gene Ontology annotation, biological process: negative regulation of actin nucleation.